AUGCCCUCCAGUCAGGGUGACUACAUCAACAUCACCGAUGGCAAGUCUAGAGGCCUUGAGCGGACGCCAUGGUACUGGCGAUUCAUAGCGAUAGCGGCAUUCUGGAUGGUUUUAGGAGGCUACCUGAUAUUGCCAGGCUUGUAUGCGAACGACGAAAAGCUUUACAAGCUUAGCCAACCGGUGUUGUCGGUCUUUGUCGUCGCGCUUCUAACCGCUGGGUACUCAUUUACUGCGCUGUUGUGCUUCGCGUGUCGCGAUGAUGAAUUUCAGGCGGAGAACGUCUUCGUGCCAGCCCUCGGCUCCUCCAUAUUCGGUCUCGUCGUAAUCAUCUACAAUUUCCUCGCUACCAGAAGUUAUAAGUGGAGUACAGCCGCGAUAAGCGCUACCGUUCUCAGCGGCUUUGCGACCGCUCUUUAUGCCGGGUUGCUUUUCUGGAAACGCCGCAUCAUUGCGAGGAGGCGCAAAUCAGCCUCACAGCGGUCGAACCUUUACUCAGAGCAGUCUUACUACACGAACUACAUCUCGAACAUGUACCCGUCGGCCGUUCUCGCGGAAUCGCAACCGCUACAGCCCCCGGUCAACGAAGACGACCCUGUCAACCAACAGAUGCGAUUGCUGAUGCUGCGAGACGCCCGCCCGAGCCCCGAUGCGAAUAGUUCGACGUUCAGGAUUGACUUACCGGAGGACAGAGAGGAGCAAGAGCGUCACGAGAGAAGUCAGGAGUUGGUAGGCACACCCCAGCAAUCGCAUGUACCGUGGACUCGUGAUCGCGCAAAUAGCAGGCAGGACAGUCUGAGUGAGAAUCAAGCCUGGCAGCAGUGGCAAGAUCGAGGCCGAACACAACACCGUCCUUCGAACAGCGAACUGCGUAGCAAUCACUCGAGAGGGUUGAGCAGAGAAGAGCGCAGGCGAGAGAUCGAGCUUGGCCGGCCUUGA
Macroventuria anomochaeta is the source of this 936-nucleotide messenger RNA. RefSeq lists its product as uncharacterized. The coding region runs from base 1 to 936 and encodes 311 amino acids. The record is from RefSeq and is a predicted model, not a curated record. NCBI's taxonomy places the organism in Eukaryota, Fungi, Ascomycota, Dothideomycetes, Pleosporales, Didymellaceae. The transcript is spliced from 3 exons.